This is a messenger RNA of Chinchilla lanigera (long-tailed chinchilla), 3064 nucleotides long. RefSeq names its product ring finger protein 185 (gene Rnf185). Gene Ontology annotation, molecular function: metal ion binding; ubiquitin protein ligase activity; ubiquitin-like protein conjugating enzyme binding. Lineage: Eukaryota; Metazoa; Chordata; Mammalia; Rodentia; Chinchillidae. The coding region runs from base 215 to 793 and encodes 192 amino acids. The record is from RefSeq and is a predicted model, not a curated record. Gene Ontology annotation, cellular component: endoplasmic reticulum. Gene Ontology annotation, biological process: ubiquitin-dependent protein catabolic process. The transcript is spliced from 7 exons.
CGUGGCCGGAAGUCUCUUCGAGAGGGGCGGCUCCGCGUGACCGGAGUCCGCGCGUAGGAGGGGUCAGAGGUCUAGUUCCACAGACUGACGAGGCGUAGGACUGGCGGGCAGACCGAGAGGCUGGUAGCCUGAAGCGGCCCCAGCAGCGUUCCCUGCGCGGAGACAGGAUUUUCCUGGAGAGAAUCUUCAUUCAGAGAUUUGCUGAUAGCCAAGGAUGGCAAGCCAGGGGCCUUCGGCCUCUGCAUCCCCCGAGAACUCCAGUGCAGGGGGACCCAGUGGGAGCAGCAAUGGCAGUGGUGAGAGCGGAGGCCAGGACAGCACCUUCGAGUGCAACAUAUGCCUGGAUACAGCCAAGGACGCCGUCAUCAGCCUGUGUGGCCACCUCUUCUGUUGGCCGUGUUUACAUCAGUGGUUGGAGACCAGACCUAACAGACAGGUGUGUCCAGUUUGCAAAGCCGGCAUUAGCCGAGACAAGGUGAUCCCACUGUACGGCAGAGGCAGCACUGGGCAGCAGGACCCCAGGGAGAAGACCCCUCCUCGUCCUCAAGGCCAGAGACCAGAACCAGAAAAUAGAGGGGGAUUUCAAGGAUUUGGAUUUGGAGAUGGUGGCUUCCAGAUGUCUUUUGGAAUUGGGGCAUUUCCCUUUGGCAUAUUUGCCACAGCGUUUAACAUAAAUGAUGGGCGGCCUCCUCCAGCUGUCCCUGGGACACCGCAGUAUGCAGAUGAGCAGUUCCUGUCACGCCUCUUCCUGUUUGUGGCACUCGUGAUCAUGUUCUGGCUCCUCAUUGCCUAAUGCUGGGCUUCUGCCUGCAUCUACAGUAGGGUCUCUGGACUGGUGAUGUGCAACCCUCAAGCCUGGUAUUUGGCUUCUUGGCUAAUUCUGACCAUAGGAGUCAGUGGGGUCAAUAACACUUCAAGGAGUCUAGCUUCUCCAUCAGAGUUUUGAAACUCAGCAACCAGUUGGAGAGGAGCCCCGAGUAUCGCCACUACUGUAAACGCCCUCUGAAACCUCAGGCUCUGGUGUUGACAGCAUGAAAUCCUGUUCCAGCCAAUUCAGCAGGUCCUGACUAUACAUGAAGAGGUGGGAAGAAAUUUUACCUGAGUUUCAUAUCACAAAAAACAAAGGAACCAAAUGGUAUUUAUGGAAACUUACUUUGAUCUCUUUAAAUACCCCUUGGUAACUGGCCUCUGUAGCCAUUGGGGGCUCCUCAUAUAGAGAGGUUCCCCUCCCAAAUCCUCUGUCUUCUCUGUCACAUUGUUCCACAUAUUUUUGUUUUGCCUCCUAUUACUUGUGUUUUGGGAAGCUUUUUAGUGUAGAGGAUUCUGUUGUAAAGAAAUGAAGUGCUGUUCUGUCCUCUUUCCUCCUCCUCUUCCUCCUCUUAGCAGAGACCCAAAAUGUUGCUGUCCCAGGAAGAUCAUAAUUACAGCAGCUGAAGCCACUUCAUGAGUUCACCAGAGACCCAAAGAUCAUUGAUUGGCUCUGGGCCUUGCUCAUUGUUUUUGGCCCCAGAGAGCAGCAUAAAUGACCUCCUGGUUUCAUGGUAUAGAUUGUCCUUGGUAAGACAUACGACUUCACCCACAGAUUUUCUGUCACCUUUCCCCCUCAGAACUAUGUCUGUCUGCCUACUCUAUCAGAGGGCAACCAGCAUAGACUACUACUGAAGCUGAGACUGCCUGUUGUGCAUUAGGAAUGACCUGGAGUUGGGCCCUCAAUGGGAUUCAGAGCUCUGGUGCAGGCAGAGCUGAACAAGUAGCCCUGUCCCCUAUGCUGCAGAAACUGAGUGCGCCCUUGCCCAGAGGAAGCUGGAGGCUUUGUCAGAUCAGCCCAGCUGCAUGUGGAAAACCACCAUCCUGAGAAGCCAAGUUGUCCCUUAUGAAGAAGCAGCAAAGGGGGUGACUCACCUGUGACCCUGCCUUUUGGUUCCCCAAAAACUUGUAUGUGUGCUAAAACAUAGAAGUGUGUGACACCUGAACAGGCAACCCCUGAUAGUUUGUGAAGCCAGACAGCAGGCCUGGGGGACCUCAGUACAAUGAUACAGUGUCAUCUUCCUACCUGUGGAAUUCAGGGGAAGUUAUUUUUUCCAAGCCCUUGAUUUCUUUUUCCAUUUUAUAAGCUUCAUCCUGAUUGCAAGAGAGUAGUGCCAGGCAGGUAGACACUGUACUUGGUAGGACAGUUCUUGCUCAGCCUGCCAGGCUUCAUCCUAGAUGCCCGGCUUCUUGGAGACCUCCAUGGUGAAGUGAGAUGGACUUCUGCUGGAGACCUCUUGCACACUUUGCCAAUCCACACCGUUCCUGGCUCAUCCCCAGCAAUACCCAACAAAUAGAAAGCCCCAGCUAAAGGUUCCCACCCCUUUUCCUUUGUACCUGCUACUACCAGAGUUCAGUAUUUAAAAAAUAUGUAAAGUAUUGAAUAGGUGGUUGGUUUGCUGGAUCCAGUUGGUAGGAAUAAGCCACCAGCUGUAUAGUGUGCCUGAUGGAUUUUAAACAUUCUUGGGCACCCCUCUUUUUAAUCAACUUCUGGACCCACAGUCACAGUGAAUUAUCUCUGCUCUGAUGUUAACUCCACAGCUAGUGGAAGGAGAGUUAACUUCAGCCAGUUGAGCCCAGGAGAAAGAUUAAAGAAGAGUGGUGGGUAGAAAGAUAAAUCAUUUCAAAUAUUUAAUGAAAUGGAGCCCAGGAGCCCCACCAGCAAAAGCAUCCCAGGAACUUGUUAACAGAGCCAGAUUGGCCAUAUUCCCUAAUUGUGAAUUUUAUAGAUCCCCCCCUUACUCUCUUUCACCCUCUGGGGCAGGAGAGCCAACUUGGGACUGCUGGCCCAGCCCUAGUGGAGUCCCCUUCCCGCUGCUCUUCUGCAGGCUCCUUACUCCUCUGCCAAGGCUGCUCACCUUUCUUCUGUGUUUUCUCUGCCUCCACCCUUUUACUCCCCUUGUGGACUAGGACCAGGUCCUGACCACAGUCAGAAAAUGGCAAUAUGUACAGCAGCACACCUUGAACAGUCACUAAUUUUCACUGUUGUGAAAGUGUUUUGAUUUAGAAUUAAAUAAAUGGUUUUCCAUUACUGUGA